CGGCGAACAGACGUUCUUUCUCCUACUAGCUAGCAGUCACACAAAAGGAGGGCUGCGGAAACUAAAAGUUUCGGGGCCUCCGGCUCGGUGUACGGAGAAAAGAGAAAACCUGGAGACGGGAUAUGAGGAUCAAUGAUGCAGACUGCUGGGUUCGAUGAAGCUGGGCAUUUAUAACUAGAUUCAUUAAGGAAUACAAAGAAAAUAUUUAAAGGGAUCAAUAAUGGUGUCUUCUGGUUGCAGAAUGCGAAGUCUGUGGUUUAUCAUUAUAAUCAGCUUCUUACCGAAUACAGAAGGUUUCAGCAGAGCUGCUUUACCAUUUGGGUUAGUUAGGCGAGAAUUAUCCUGCGAAGGUUAUUCUAUAGAUCUGCGAUGUCCUGGCAGUGAUGUCAUUAUGAUUGAGAGUGCAAAUUAUGGUCGGACAGAUGACAAGAUCUGUGAUGCUGACCCAUUUCAGAUGGAGAAUACAGACUGCUACCUCCCAGAUGCCUUUAAAAUUAUGACUCAAAGGUGCAACAAUCGAACACAGUGUAUCGUAGUUACUGGGUCAGAUGUAUUUCCUGACCCAUGUCCUGGAACAUACAAAUACCUUGAAGUCCAAUAUGAAUGUGUCCCUUAUAUUUUUGUGUGUCCUGGGACCUUGAAAGCAAUUGUGGACUCGCCUUGUAUAUAUGAAGCUGAACAAAAGGCAGGUGCUUGGUGCAAGGACCCUCUUCAGGCUGCAGAUAAAAUUUAUUUCAUGCCCUGGACUCCCUACCGCACUGAUACUUUGAUAGAGUAUGCUUCUUUAGAAGAUUUCCAAAACAGCCGCCAAACAACAACAUACAAACUUCCAAAUCGAGUAGAUGGCACUGGAUUUGUGGUAUAUGAUGGUGCUGUCUUCUUCAACAAAGAAAGAACAAGGAAUAUUGUGAAAUUUGAUUUGAGGACUAGAAUUAAGAGUGGUGAGGCCAUAAUUAACUAUGCCAAUUACCAUGAUACCUCGCCAUAUAGAUGGGGAGGUAAGACUGAUAUCGACCUAGCAGUUGAUGAAAAUGGUUUAUGGGUCAUUUAUGCUACUGAGCAGAACAAUGGAAUGAUAGUUAUUAGCCAACUGAAUCCAUAUACUCUUCGAUUUGAAGCAACAUGGGAGACAGUAUAUGACAAGCGUGCUGCAUCAAAUGCUUUUAUGAUAUGUGGAGUCCUCUACGUAGUCAGGUCAGUUUACCAAGACAAUGAAAGUGAAACUGGCAAGAACACAAUCGAUUACAUCUACAACACCAGAUUAAAUCGAGGAGAAUAUGUAGAUGUUCCCUUCCCCAACCAGUACCAGUAUAUUGCUGCAGUGGAUUACAAUCCAAGAGAUAAUCAACUCUAUGUAUGGAACAAUAACUUCAUUUUACGAUAUUCUCUGGAGUUUGGUCCACCUGAUCCUGCCCAAGUGCCUACCACAGCUGUGACAAUAACUUCUUCAGCUGAGCUGUUCAAAACCACAGUAUCAACCACAAGCACUACUUCACAGAAAGGCCCUAUGAGCACAACUGUAGCUGGAUCACAGGAAGGAAACAAAGGGACAAAACCACCUCCAGCAGUUUCUACAACCAAAAUUCCUCCUGUAACAAAUAUUUUUCCCCUGCCAGAGAGAUUCUGCGAAGCGUUAGAAGCGAGGGGAAUAUGGUGGCCUCAGACACAAAGGGGAAUGAUGGUUGAACGACCAUGUCCCAAGGGAACAAGAGGAACUGCCUCAUAUCUCUGCAUGGUUUCCACUGGAACAUGGAACCCUAAGGGCCCUGAUCUUAGCAACUGCACCUCACACUGGGUAAAUCAGCUGGCUCAGAAGAUCAGAAGUGGAGAAAAUGCUGCUAGUCUUGCCAAUGAAUUGGCUAAACAUACCAAAGGGCCAGUAUUUGCUGGAGAUGUGAGUUCUUCAGUGAGAUUGAUGGAGCAGUUGGUGGACAUUCUUGAUGCACAACUGCAGGAACUGAAACCUAGUGAAAAGGAUUCAGCUGGACGGAGUUAUAACAAGGCAAUUGUUGACACAGUGGACAACCUACUGAGACCUGAAGCUUUGGAAUCAUGGAAACACAUGAAUUCUUCUGAACAAGCACAUACUGCAACAAUGUUACUGGAUACAUUAGAAGAAGGAGCUUUUGUCCUGGCUGACAAUCUCUUAGAACCAACAAGGGUUUCAAUGCCCACAGAAAACAUUGUUCUAGAAGUUGCAGUACUCAGCACAGAAGGACAAGUCCAAGACUUUAAAUUUCCUCUGGGUAUCAAAGGUUCAGGCAGCUCGAUCCAACUCUCUGCGAAUACCGUGAAACAGAAUAGCAGGAAUGGGCUUGCAAAGUUGGUGUUCAUCAUUUACCGAAGCCUGGGACAGUUCCUUAGUACAGAAAAUGCAACCAUAAAACUGGGCAGUGACUUUAUGGGUCGUAAUAGUACUAUUGCAGUGAAUUCACACGUCAUUUCAGUUUCAAUCAACAAAGAGUCCAGCCGAGUAUACUUGACUGAUCCUGUGCUUUUUACCUUGCCUCACAUUGAUCCUGACAAUUAUUUCAAUGCAAACUGCUCCUUCUGGAACUACUCAGAAAGAACUAUGAUGGGAUAUUGGUCUACCCAGGGCUGCAAGCUGGUUGACACUAAUAAAACUCGUACAACGUGUGCAUGCAGCCACCUAACCAAUUUUGCGAUUCUCAUGGCCCACAGGGAAAUUGCAUACAAAGAUGAAGUUCAUGAAUUACUUCUUAUAGUCAUCACUUGGGUGGGAAUUGUCAUUUCCCUCGUUUGUCUGGCUAUCUGCAUCUUCACCUUCUGCUUUUUCCGUGGUCUACAGAGUGACCGUAACACUAUUCACAAAAACCUCUGUAUCAACCUUUUCAUUGCGGAAUUUAUUUUCUUAAUAGGCAUUGAUAAGACAAAAUACAUGAUUGCAUGCCCAAUAUUUGCAGGACUUUUACACUUUUUCUUUUUGGCGGCUUUUGCUUGGAUGUGCUUAGAAGGUGUGCAGCUCUAUCUUAUGUUAGUUGAAGUUUUUGAAAGUGAAUAUUCAAGGAAGAAAUAUUACUAUGUUGCUGGUUACUUGUUUCCAGCCACAGUGGUUGGAGUUUCAGCUGCUAUUGACUACAAGAGCUAUGGAACAGCAAAAGUUUGCUGGCUUCAUGUUGAUAAUUAUUUUAUAUGGAGUUUCAUUGGCCCUGUUACCUUCAUUAUUCUGCUUAAUAUUAUCUUCCUGGUGAUCACACUGUGCAAAAUGGUGAAGCACUCAAACACUUUGAAACCAGAUUCUAGCAGAUUGGAAAACAUUAAGUCUUGGGUGCUUGGUGCUUUCGCUCUCCUGUGUCUUCUUGGCUUAACCUGGUCAUUUGGGUUGCUUUUUAUUAACGAAGAGACUAUUGUGAUGGCUUAUCUCUUCACCAUCUUUAAUGCUUUCCAGGGAUUGUUCAUUUUCAUCUUUCACUGUGCUCUCCAAAAGAAAGUACGAAAAGAGUAUGGCAAGUGCUUCAGACAUUCAUAUUGCUGUGGCGGCCUUCCAACUGAGAGCCCCCACAGUUCAGUGAAAGCAUCUACCACCAGAACCAGUGCUCGGUAUUCCUCUGGUACACAGAGUCGUAUAAGAAGGAUGUGGAAUGACACUGUGAGAAAACAGUCUGAAUCUUCUUUUAUCUCAGGUGACAUCAAUAGCACUUCGACACUUAAUCAAGGACAUUCACUGAACAAUGCCAGGGAUACAAGUGCCAUGGAUACUCUACCGCUAAAUGGUAAUUUUAACAACAGCUACUCACUGCGCAAGGGGGACUAUAAUGACAGCGUACAAGUCGUAGACUGUGGACUAAGUCUGAAUGAUACUGCUUUUGAGAAAAUGAUCAUUUCAGAAUUAGUGCACAACAACCUACGGGGCGGCAGCAAGACUCACAAUCUCGAGCUCACACUACCAGUCAAACCUAUGAUUGGAGGGAGCAGCAGUGAAGAUGAUGCAAUCGUGGCAGACGCUUCAUCUUUAAUGCACGGAGACAACCCAGGGCUGGAGCUCCAUCAGAAAGAACUCGAGGCACCGCUCAUUCCUCAACGGACUCACUCCCUUCUGUACCAACCCCAGAAGAAAGUGAAACCUGAGGGAACGGACAGCUAUGUCUCACAGCUGACAGCUGAGGCUGAGGACCACCUCCAGUCCCCCAACAGGGACUCUCUUUAUACAAGCAUGCCCAAUCUUAGAGACUCUCCCUAUCAGGAGAGCAGCCCUGAUGUGGAAGAAGACCUCUCUCCCUCCAGGAGGAGUGAGAAUGAGGACAUUUACUAUAAAAGCAUGCCAAAUCUUGGAGCUGGCCAUCAGCUUCAGAUGUGCUACCAGAUCAGCAGGGGCAAUAGUGAUGGUUAUAUAAUCCCCAUUAACAAAGAAGGCUGUAUUCCAGAAGGAGACGUUAGGGAAGGACAAAUGCAGCUGGUCACAAGUCUUUAAUAGUGCAGCUAAGAAACCCCAAGGGCCACAAUGCAAGUAUUAAUAAGUAAAUGAAAGACUCCAAUGGCCCCAACUCCCUCAAACUCUGCUGAAGAGACAGCUCUGUUGACCUGUGGUUCUCCAGUGUAAAAAAGAUGACUGAACCUUGCAGUUCUGUGAAUUUUUAUAAAACAUACAAAAACUUUAUAUAUACACAGAGUAUACUAAAAUGAAUUAUUUGUUACAAAGAAAAGAGAUGCCAACCAGGUAUUUUAAGAUUCUGCUGCUGUUUAGAGAAAUUGUGAAACAAGCAAAACAAAACUUGCCAGCCAUUUAACUGCAGCAGUUUGUGAACUAAAUUUGUAAAUAUGGCUGCACCAUUUUUGUAGGCCUGCAUUGUAUUAUAUACAAGACGUAGGCUUUAAAAUCCUGUGGGACAAAUUUACUGUACCUUACUGUUCCUGACAAGACUUGGAAAAGCAGGAGAGAUAUUCUGCGUCAGUUUGCAGUUCACUGCAAAUCUUUUACAUUAAGGCAAAGAUUGAAAACAUGUUUAACCACUAGCAAUCAAGCCACAGGCCUUAUUUCAUAUGUUUCCUCAACUGUACAAUGAACUAUUCUCAUGAAAAAUGGCUAAAGAAAUUAUAUUUUGUUCUAUUGCUAGGGUAAAAUAAAUACAUUUGUGUCCAACUGAAAUAUAAUUGUCAUUAAAAUAAUUUUAAAGAGUUUGAAGAAAAUAUUGUGAAAAGCUCUUGGUUGCACAUAUGUUAUGAGAUGUUUUUUCUUACACUUUGUCAUGGUAAGUUCUGCCCAUUUUCACUUAUUUUCCACUGUAUACAAUGUUCUGCUCUGACAAGUUAGUCUUUAUUCUUACAUUUAAAUUUCUUAUUGCCAAAAGAACGUGUUUUAUGGGAGAAAACUCUUUGAAGCCAGUUAUGCCAUGCCUUGCACAAAUGUGGUGAAAUCUAGAAAAGAUUGUGUGUCACCCCUCUGUUUAUUCUUGAACAGAUGGCGAAGAGGGCACUGGGCACUUCUCACAAACUUUCUAGUGAACAAAAGGUGCCUAUUCUUUUUUUAAAAAAUAAAACAUAAAUAUUACUCUUCCAUAUUCCUUCUGCCUAUAUUUAGUAAUUAAUUUAUUUUAUGAUAAAGUUCUAAUGAAAUGUACAUUGUUUCAGCAAAAUUCUGCUUUUCUUUUCAUCCCUUUGUGUAAACCUGUUAAUAAUGAGCCCAUCACUAAUAUCCAGUGUAAAGUUUAACACGGUUUGACAGUAAAUAAAUGUGAAUUUUUU
Messenger RNA from Chrysochloris asiatica (Cape golden mole), 5703 nucleotides. It is a transcript of the gene LPHN2, whose product is annotated as latrophilin 2. Lineage: Eukaryota; Metazoa; Chordata; Mammalia; Afrosoricida; Chrysochloridae. Gene Ontology annotation, cellular component: membrane; neuron projection. The record is from RefSeq and is a predicted model, not a curated record. Gene Ontology annotation, molecular function: G protein-coupled receptor activity; carbohydrate binding. The transcript is spliced from 20 exons. Gene Ontology annotation, biological process: adenylate cyclase-activating G protein-coupled receptor signaling pathway; cell surface receptor signaling pathway; brain development. Bases 221 to 4432 code for a protein of 1403 amino acids.